AAAUUGAACUGUUUCCCAAAUUGGCUGAAACAGAAGAUUAUGAGGAGGAAGAUGAAAUGGAAGAUGAAAGGACAGAGUUGGAUGAAGACGCUACUGUAAUUGCCAGUAGACAUAGUGCAACAAACCAAAUACAAAAAAGCAAGUUCCAGUUUACCACAUCUAGCUACAGUCAGGAAAGAAUAGAAACAAAAUUCAAUGGAGAUGGAACACAGAGAUAUCUUACAGAAGAAAAAGACCUGCACGGAAAACAUGAUCGUUCCAAAACAAUUUUUCAUCAAACUUCUCCACCUAUCACUGAAGGACUAAAGGAAGAAAAUAACCCCAUGGAAUUUCAAGCAGCAACGGCAAUUGUUCCUCCCGUAAGCAGCUCCACCAAAGGUAAUGAGGAAAAGUAUGCACACACCUUUUCCGGCAACGAAACAACCAGAGAAUCUGCUGCUGAUAGUAGUGCAGAUGAUAUAGAGAUAUCUGCUUUUAAGCCUGGCCCAGAAACUGAUGACUCUUGGGGUUCCAUUCCUAUCACCUCUGCUACCCAGUUAGUUACUAUGGAGACAUCUCAGGAAAAUACUUUUAGUUCUGGAAGUCCAGACACAACCACGCAGGAUGAUCUUUCUCAAAACAAUGUCAAAAUUCUAUCAGAAGACAUGUUACCCUCAAAAGCAGAAGAAUCUGCCCCCAAAAUACCUGCAAUCAGUGAAAACGAGUGGUAUUCUAAUAGCACAGAUAGUACUUCUGUUGCAUUGGAUAGCCAGGAUCUUUCUCAUAUUAACCCCCCUAUUCCUACAACAGCACUUUAUCCUAAUGAUCCCGUGGGGCCACAAGAUACUUCAAUUGCAGUCACAGUAUUGCUACAUUCUUCUACCUUUGCUCUCUCCUCUUCUGAGUUAUCAUCUUACUCUGUCUCGUCAAAUUCUGAAGAACGUGGCUCUGCUUCUUCUGGAAGUGAGGUACUCUCUCAGACAACUCAAGCAGUUUACAAUGGUGAGAUACCACUUCAACCUUCCUACAGUAGUGAAGUGUUUCCUCUAGUCACCCCUUUAUUGUGUGACACUCAGUUGCUCAACACUUCCCCUGAAGCAUCAAGUAGUGAUGUGACCUUGCAUGCUACACCUGUAUUUCCCAGUGUUGAUGUGUCAUUUGAAUCCACCUUGUCUUCCUAUGACGAUGUACCUUUGCUUCCAUUUUCCUCUGCUUCCUCCAGUAGUAAAAUGUUUCACCAUUUAUAUAUGGUUUCUCAAACAUUUCCACAAGCUGCUUCAGCUAUUGAAAAUGAUGAAGGGUCCCUGCAUGUUUCUUUGACAUUGGAGGAGGGUGGCACAUUAACCCAAUCACGCCUCUCUCAGUUUUCUGAUGUGACCUCAUAUCAGAUGGUCCAUGCUACUUCAGAGACAUUGAGAUUUGGCCAUGAUAGAACUCACUUGUUAUCUCAAGUGGAACCACCCAGCAAUGAUUUCAGUGGGCAUGCAGUGUCUACAAUGUCUGAAUCUAUUUAUGCUUUAUCUGGUUAUGUGGGGUCUCCUCAAACUAUUGCUGCUUCUUAUUACACAUCUGAAUUUGUGCAUGAGUCUGUUGGCACAUUUCAUCAGGGUCCCUUGUUUAGCAGCUAUAGCAAUAUGCUGGUGCCUAAGCCUUCUCCUGCAGUCUCGCAAGCUGAUACUUCUCUGCGGCCUCCAUGUUUUCUUUCUAGUGAAAUGGAUUGCUCUGAAACUCGUUCUGCUAGUGAGUCCCUUUUGCCUGACACAGAUAUUUGGUCGAUACUGAAAGCUUCUUUGCAUGUUCCUUCCAGUGAAGUAAUGUGCAGCACACCUGUAUUCCCAGGUGAGGUUGAGAUGACUCCCCAAAAUAGUGUAAUGCAUGGAUAUGACAAAGGACUGCAAAUUUCUGCUUUCAGUGAAAAUACUGAAAAUGAAAUGACUGAACCUCCUACAUCCAUUUCUAAUUAUGAGAUUCCUAAGCAGGAUACAUGUGCUCAAGAAAGCCUCGUUACUGUCUCUAGUGCAAAGGGAAUCCGGCCAGCUUUUCCUGUUACUAAGGUGUUUGAUUAUUAUGUUAGUAAGCGCUUGGAAAAUGUUCCUAUUCAAUCUUUGCAUGUUACAACUCUGGCCUUUGAUGACGCUUUGCUUAAGCCUAUGCUUAGUGCAAGCUCACAGCAAGCUUCCUCUACCCCUGCUUCUAGCAAAAAACUGCCUUCUCCCAGCCAGCAGUACUUUUACUGGGCUUCAGCUACCCUAAAUAAUAUUUCAUUGCUGCAAAUCUCCUUUCAAUCCUCCAAUAACGAUACAGUUCGUAAAACACCUGUGCCUGGGGAUCCA
Pseudonaja textilis is the source of this 2312-nucleotide messenger RNA. Lineage: Eukaryota; Metazoa; Chordata; Lepidosauria; Squamata; Elapidae. The record is from RefSeq and is a predicted model, not a curated record.